This is a messenger RNA of Pimephales promelas (fathead minnow), 1043 nucleotides long. The record is from RefSeq and is a predicted model, not a curated record. Lineage: Eukaryota; Metazoa; Chordata; Actinopteri; Cypriniformes; Leuciscidae.
UGCAUCAAUUAAAAUGUUCAGUUAAAUCAGGACUGUGUGCGCAUUCAUUUAUAGUGAACAAUUGUGUAAAAGUAGGGCUGAGACUAAAGACAUGGUUCAGUUUGAGGAUGAAGCUUUUAAGGGUGUGGCUAUUGGAAGAGGAGGAAUUGUUUGCUGUGUAUUGGAGAAAGUCAGCUGAGAGAUAGCAUGGAUAGCAGAAGCAAGAGCAGUUAUGGAAAAGCAGUCUUGUAAUACUAUGUGUGCAUUUUGCUCUCUGUGACCGGGCUGACGCAUGGCUUUACACACGCCAGACACUGACUCUUUUCUCAUCUAUCUGAAGUGGAUGUGAUAUCCAAGAGAGACAUUACAGAACUGAAUCAUGGCUGUGGCCGGAUGUCCGGAUUAUUUUCUACACCAUCCAAAUUACAAGGAUAAUGUAGAACGAGCUGCCAAUCACAGACAGGCAGAUCUGAUUGGACCAAGUUUUCAGCAGUCAACCAAUCAGAAUUCAGCUAGAUAUCAAGAGGAUGACGUGGAUCUAGAAGCUCUGGUGAAUGACAUGAACUCGUCCUUUGAGAGUCUGUACGCUUCUUGCAGUGUUCAGACUGAAUCCACUCCACUGCUGCACAAUGGCCAGCAGCCGCACCGACCCGCUGCGUGUCACACACACUCUCAGUCCACCUCCCCACACCAGAGACUGCGGCGGUCCCAGCCUAUGCACAUCCACGCUGUCAGAAGACUUCAGGAAGAGGAGCAACAGUACCGAACGUCCUCUCUACCUGCCAUCCCCAAUCCCUUUCCUGAGCUCUGCAGCCCUGCGAGUUCCCCUACACUCAGCUCUGGCUCCUUACCUCAGUGUCAGCCCUCAGGCAAAUAUGUAAGAGACCCUUUGUUCUCAUUCCUCUCUCACUGCAAGGACUAGUUUACUCAAAAAUAGAAAUUCUGUCAUACAUACUCAUCACCACGUUGGGCCAAACAACAAAGCAAUAUUUUCUUUCUUCCAUGGAACACAAAACGAGAAAUUCUGAAGAAUAUUUGCGCAACACAUUUUUAGAAAACAUCAG